Messenger RNA from Portunus trituberculatus (swimming crab), 504 nucleotides. RefSeq lists its product as uncharacterized. Lineage: Eukaryota; Metazoa; Arthropoda; Malacostraca; Decapoda; Portunidae. The coding region runs from base 1 to 504 and encodes 167 amino acids. The record is from RefSeq and is a predicted model, not a curated record. The transcript has a single exon.
AUGGCAUUACGAACAGAUGUUCUUACAGACCAAAUCCCAUUCACAGAAAAUGAGCUUAGAAUGAUCCUUAGGCCCAAAAAGUCCACUGCUCCUGGGCUCGAUGGUAUCACCUACGAUAUUAUUAUUAUUCUGGCAUCCUUAAAGGGAAAUCCAAUACUUCGUCUCUACAAUCUCAUAUGGACUGAUAAUGAGCUUUCAGGCGCUUGGAAGCAUGCCAUAAUUAUUCCCAUACCCAAGCCAGAAAGGAAUGAAGAAAUGAGGCCCAUCUCCCUAACAUCAUGCGUCUGCAAAGUAUUUGAAAGGAUGCUCCUUCAGCGACUGCAGUAUGCCAUCACACCACACCUCAGCAAGACCCUCUAUGGUUUUCUACCUGACAGGAGCACCCAGCACUGCAUUCAUCGAGUCAAGAGCAAUGUCCAUGCUAGGUAUACUGCAUUCAUUGACCUGAAGGGAGCCUUCGACAGAGCAAACCCUGUCUGUUGUGAUACUGGCAGAACUCAGUAA